CGUAAAAAGCAUGCAUUUAACUUCCCGUGAUAACAUUUUUGUUGAAUUGAAUAAUCUUAGAUGACAAAAUGGAUAAAAGCACUUGCGAGCCGUGUAAACGAUUGGGUAAAACUAACCUGGCCUGUCAGUGGUGUGUGUCAUGUCAGGAUCUUUUAUGUUCUGAAUGUUGUAAUUACCACAAAGCUCUCACCGCCACAAAAAAUCACAUUCUGAUAACAAAUGUAAAAUACAAGGCAUUAUUACCAUAUAUGCCUUCCACGAAAUGCACAAAUCACCCGGAAAAAGAUUUGGAAUAUUUUUGCAGUGACCAUGAUUGUUCCUGUUGUAUUUUGUGUAAACGAAGUGAACAUAUUGGAUGCCAAAGAAUUGAGAAAAUAGAGGAAAAAAAUGCUGACAUAAGUCUACAAGAUCAAUUUAUAAACUUAAAAAUGAAAACAAAACGUGAUACUAAGGAUCUAAAUAUUCUUUCUAAUACCACGGAUGAAAACAUUUCGAAACUUAAUGAAGAUAAAGAAUCGUUAUUAGAACAAAUGAAAACAACUCGUCAAGAAGUUCUCAAGGCAUUAGAAGCAUUUGAAACUAAUACUAUAUCUGAUAUAGAGGAACAAUUUGACAAAGAAUGUGAAGAGUUGCGAAAACGCAAAGAUACAUAUUCACAAAAAUUGACUGAACUUGAGAAGUUUCAACACAUGCUACAUACCAUUGUGGACAUUAACAUGGAACAUAAUACAUCAUUAUUUUUACUUUACGAAAAGAGUAAACAACAAAUAAAACAAGACCAAUCCGUGGUAGAAAAAUUCAUAUCCUCUUACAAGAAUACUGUAACAGAAUCUAAAGUUGGAUGCGAAAUUGAUAUUGAAACGCUAUGUAUAAGGAUGGUGAAAACAAUAUCCUUUCACAAAGAUGAAAGUCCUAAAUUAAACUUGCACUCAACAGAAUUUGAAGAAAGUGAGACGAAUGCAUCUUCAACAGUAGAAGAGGAAGAAAUGCUUAGUGGAAACGACUCUAAUGAUGCGGUUAAAGACGAUAAAGUCGUUUUACCAACAACGGAUAAGGUUAUGCGGCGACCGAAAUACAAGCUCAUGUACAAGACCAAAUUGGCCUUGCUCCCUAUGGAUGCAAAGUCGACUAGUUUUCGCUUUGUAAAUGUGAUCUCAAAAAAUAUCGUUGUAGUUGGAGGAUCAUCAGAAAAACAAUUGACUAUCUAUAAUAGAAAUGGAACCAAGGAAGGAGAAUUUGGCCUGAAAUAUCCUGCAAAUUCUAUUGCGUCCAAAGGCAGCAUGAUCGCUGUUUCUGCAUACAAGGCAAUAGUUCUACUUGAUGCCAUUACGUUUAGGUUCAUUGAUUUGAUUCAAAUGGGAGAUAAUUGUUUUGGUAUAGCAUUGAUAAAAAACAAACUAAUCGUAAAUUGUGAGAAAAAAGGACUUACACUAAUGGAUCAAUAUGGAGUUGUCAGUCAAACAUUUAAGGACAUAGUUGGUAAUCUUCAGCUCUGUGUAGUAGGCGCUGAGUGUGUUGCAGUAGCUGGGAGAGAGUUACAUAAAGUACUUUACUUGAACAUUAAAACUUCAGCAGUACAAAGUGUUCCUUUGCCAGGAUACAGUUUGAUGAAAUUCCUUACUCCUUUCAGUAAUGAUAGCGUUUUAUUAAGUAUUUGUGGUGAAAAUAAAAUCUAUAAGAUCAAUUUUGCAUUGGAAGAAUACGGAGUAUGUGAUACCAGUGUUCCGCUUCAAAAACCAAUGGGACUUGAUUAUGACACAACUAGCAACGAGCUAUUUUUGGUUAAUUCGAAUGGUCGAUAUGUGAAUGUUUUUAGUAUGGAAUAG
Messenger RNA from Mytilus trossulus (common blue mussel), 1826 nucleotides. RefSeq lists its product as uncharacterized. Lineage: Eukaryota; Metazoa; Mollusca; Bivalvia; Mytilida; Mytilidae. Gene Ontology annotation, molecular function: zinc ion binding. Bases 69 to 1826 code for a protein of 585 amino acids. The transcript is spliced from 2 exons. The record is from RefSeq and is a predicted model, not a curated record.